Prorocentrum cordatum is the source of this 2166-nucleotide messenger RNA. NCBI's taxonomy places the organism in Eukaryota, Dinophyceae, Prorocentrales, Prorocentraceae. The record is from the annotation of a GenBank genome assembly.
AUGGCUGAUAUGGAUGUCAUCGUGGCCUCGGCCGUCUCCGUGGUGUUUGACGCCGUCGAGAUUGCGGACGCCCUACCGAGUCCGUGGCCAAUGGUGCGGCAUUUCCAUCUCGUCAAGGAGAGCCCGCCAGCGGGGGGAGACCUCUCCCUGGUUGAACAUUUCCGACCGAUCACGGUGUUCAGUUCAUGGUGCAGGGAAUGCGCAACAGAUCGCCUGCGAUCUGCCUCCUGCGCCGCCUGGUGCAAGCAUUGGUGUCCGCAAGAGGCCCGCGUAGUAACGAAGGGUGUUGCGGUGCACGACGCGGCGGAACGGGUCGUCGCUGCACUGGAGGCUGGCGAGUUCGGCGCGUCUUGGGACUACAGCUUGGCGUUCGAUAGGGUACAUUCUACGGCAGCAACGACACCAGUGGAACAUAUGGGUAUGCCCAGCCACUUUGCGAAGAUGCUGGGAAGGCAAUGGUCCAACCAACGACGGUGGCUGCGCAGCUACGGGGCCAUUGCCGAGCAGCCAGAAUGCGCGUCCACUUCCCUUCCACAGGGGGAUCCGCGGUCCGCCUUGGCUCUUACGGUGCUCACAGGUCGGCUCUGUGAGGUUGCCGCGCAGGAGCCAUGGGUCACACCGCGUCGUGCGGUGACGGCCCGGCGGCAGCUGCAGGCGCGGGGUGUCCGCGCGGACAUCAUUUCCCAGGGCCGCCUCUACGCCAAUGAGGUCAAACGCGUGUCCAAACGCAACGACAGGUGGAACGCGCGCGGUUGCCGCCGCUCCUUCCCCGACAGCUACAGGAGGCGAUGGCUGUGGGGCCACUCUUCGACUCAAGAUGGGUGGUCCAACUCCACGCCGCCGCGCGCGGCCACGGACAGACUCCAGGCGGCCGUCCACAACGCCGCAGAUGUACCACCAUUGUCGUCGCCUUGCCUCAAGUGCCUGGUCGUGGGUCACAGGGUCGACGCACGUGUCCGCGCGCAGCAGGCGACGCUCGCGUGCAGGAUUGCCCACUACGACGCGAAGCGGCCCAAGGCCGUCAUCGCCAGCACGCAGAAACACCAGCCUACGUUGGCGGUGUUCAUGGGAGGGGCGCUCUCCAGAGACGCUCGGGAAUGGCCCACGGGCGAAAGACGACGGAAGGAGGUGGACUGGUGUUUGCUGCUGCGGGUGGCAGAUGCCAGGGCCGCAAAUGUUGGAUCACAGGUGGAGGCCGCGUCCGCGGCGCUGAGCGCCAACAUGUCGCGCGACGCCGCCCACGCCGCCACUGGGGCGAGGCUGGACGCAGCGCUGGCCGCGCAGCGCCUGGAGGAGGUCGCCGAGCACGAGGCCGCGACGGUGGACAGCGCCGCCGCGGACAGGGCGCGGGGCUGCCAGGACAGGCUGGCGGCGGCGGGCGACGCGUGGAAGGCCGCCGCGGCGGCGGAGGCCGCCGCGGAGCGGAGGGAGGCCGCGGCCGCCGGCGCGGAGGAGGCUGCCCUCGCCGCCGCAACGAAGGCCGGGGCGCUCCGGCAAGACCGCGAGCGGGAGGCCCAGGAGGUCGCGGCCAACGCCUCCCUGGUCGCGGGCGCGCUCCGGAGGAGACUCGGCAGCGCGGAGGUAGCCGACUGCCUCGGCGCCCGCACCCCUGCCAACGCGAGCGCGCGGCCGCGCACGCCAGAGGACGCCGGCGCCUCCGCGCCGUGCGCGGCGGGCCCGCCGCCUGAGGACGGGAACGAGUUCUGCGUGUCUUGGGCUGCGGAAGGCCAGUGCGAGGCGAACCUGGAGUACAUGCGGGACAACUGCGCCAAGAGCUGCCGCAAGGGCCCGGCGCUGCCGCCGUGCCCCUCGGGCGCCGCCGCGGAGCCGCUGCUGGCGGCGGGCCAGCUGGCGAGCAUGGUGGCGCAGCUGCGGGCCGUGACUGCGGCGCUGCCCCCGGCCGCGGACAAGGAGUUCGGCACCAGCAGGGACGCUGGCGAGGGCGACGGCGGCGCCCUGGCGGCGGCCCGCGCGGGGGCGGCGGGCGCGGCCCGGGCCCUGGCCGCGGCGCGGGAGCACGAGGCCUCGGCCCAGGCCGCGUCGGCCCGGGCGGACGCCGCGGCCAGCCGGGCGGCAUCUGCGCUGAGCCUCGCCGAGGAGGCAAAACAGGUAGCGCAGCUGGCCCGCGAGGCAGCGGCCCUGCGCGCCAGCGCCGCCGAGAGGGAG